AUGGAAACAUUCAGCUUCGAAAUAGCCAACGGCCAAAGAAUCGCUGGCAGACAUUUCCUCUCACGAAUGGAUCGGUCAACAUCCAAGACAAUUCCCAGACCACUGAUCGUAUGCAUACACGGGGCGAGUUAUGACUCGGAAUACUUUGAUCCAAACGCCGAUUACUCCUGGUCUGCACUUGCUAAUGCCUUCGACAUCCCCAUUGUGUCAAUCGAUAGACCGGGUUAUGGCGGAUGCACGGAGCUACCUGAUCAGAACGUGGUGGGCGACGCCAGUUCCGCAACUCCAACUCAGCGACAAGCUAGGUAUAUUAACAGCAGCGUUAUGCCACGUAUCUGGGAUGAGUUUGGGUUAAAGUCUGGGGCUUCGAGUGUGGUGAUUAUGGGGCAUUCUGUUGGUGGUAUGGUGGCCAUCCAGGCGGCAGGCUCAUAUGCCACACAGAAAACAACGACAUAUCCUCUAUCAGGCUUAAUGGUCUCUGGCGUUGGUUGUGUUUGGCGUCAAGGUCCAGAAGAACCUCAAUCUGAUAAACAAGCUGUAAAUAAUGAUGACGAGGAAAAGGCACAGGAAUCAGCUCAAUCAACAUCGAAGUCGGGAUACAUUACCUUUGAGACGGCAAAGAAGGACUUUCUGAUGCUCAAUUACGCCGCAGAUAAAAGCGCCGCAGAGCUGCUCAUCAAUGCCGAUGUUCUACAACUCACUGAGAAGCUCAACCAUCCUGCUCCGCUUGGUGAGAUAAUCGAUAUUGCUCAGUUGUGGCAGUCGUACUGGCGCCGAGAAGCAGAAAAGAUUAAUGUCCCUUUAUUCUAUGCCUUGAGUGAAGUUGACCCUUGGUUCGAGUCUUCUGAUGCUUCUGUCUCUGCGUUUGCUGGUGGUUUUACUAGCAGUCCAAAAGUCAUACAUAGUCGCGUUUUGAAGGCUCCUCAUUGUAUGGAGCUGAGUCUGCAAGCCAAGGGGUGGAUGCUGCAAUGCGGUGGAUUUGCUCUGGAGUGCGCUGUUACUUUGGAAUUAAGCAAUAGAAAAUAG
Talaromyces marneffei is the source of this 1026-nucleotide messenger RNA. RefSeq lists its product as uncharacterized. Bases 1 to 1026 code for a protein of 341 amino acids. The transcript has a single exon. The record is from RefSeq and is a predicted model, not a curated record. Lineage: Eukaryota; Fungi; Ascomycota; Eurotiomycetes; Eurotiales; Trichocomaceae.